Molecule: messenger RNA, 184 nt
Organism: Strongylus vulgaris
Lineage: Eukaryota; Metazoa; Nematoda; Chromadorea; Rhabditida; Strongylidae
Source: the annotation of a GenBank genome assembly
UAAUUACAUUCUGCUAAAUGUCUUCUUGGCUAUCGCUGUAGACAACUUGGCCGAUGCUGAUAGUUUAACAAAUGCCGAAAAAGAAGAGGAACAACAAGAAAUGGAUGGCGAGGAAGAAUAUGACGAGGAUGGAGAAGGAUUUGGUGAAGGAGAAGACAGGUAAUUUCUUCGUUAUAUUUUGAGC